ACAAGUGAGAAAUCAUAUGAAUGCCAGGAGUGUGGAAAAAGCUUCCAUUUUGCAACAAACCUUACUUCCCAUAAUAGGAUUCACACAAGUGAGAAAUCAUAUGAAUGCCAGGAGUGUGGAAAAAGCUUCCAUUUUGCAACAAACCUUACUUCCCAUAAUAGGAUUCACACAAGUGAGAAAUCAUAUGAAUGUCAGGAGUGUGGAAAGUGCUUCAAAGAUUCAAGUUAUCUUACUUCCCAUAAAAGGAUCCACACAGGGGAAAAACCAUAUGAAUGCAAGGAAUGUGGAAAAAGCUUCCAUUUUGCAAAAAGCCUUACUACCCAUAAAAGGAUUCACACAGGUGAGAAACCAUAUAAAUGCCAGGAGUGUGGCAAGUGCUUCAGCAGUUCAAGUUAUCUUACUUCCCAUAAAAGGAUCCACACAGGGGAAAAACCAUAUGAAUGCCAGGAGUGUGGCAAGUGCUUCAGCGGUUCAAGUUAUCUUACUUCCCAUAAAAGGAUCCACACAGGGGAAAAACCAUAUGAAUGCCAGGAGUGUGGCAAGUGCUUCAGCGGUUCAAGUUAUCUUACUUCCCAUAAAAGGAUCCACACAGGGGAAAAACCAUAUGAAUGCCAGGAGUGUGGCAAGUGCUUCAGCGGUUCAAGUUAUCUUACUUCCCAUAAAAGGAUCCACACAGGGGAAAAACCAUAUGAAUGCAAGGAAUGUGGAAAAAGCUUCCAUUUUGCAACAAGCCUUACUUCCCACAACAGAAUCCACACUGGGGAGAAACCAUAUAAAUGCCAGGAGUGUGGAAAGCACUUCACAGCUUCGAGUUCUCUUACUUCCCGUAAAAGGAUCCACACUGGGGAGGAACCCUAUAAAUGCCUGGAGUGUGGAAAGAGCUUCCAUAAGAACAGUCACCUUCCUUCCCAUAAAAGGAUCCACACUGGUGAGAAGCCAUUUGAAUGCAAGGAAUGUGGAAAGAGUUUCAGUGAAAAACAUAGUUAUACUGUACAUAACAGAAUCCACACUGGGGAGAAACCAUAUAAAUGCCAGGAGUGUGGAAAGAACUUCACAGCUUCGAGUUCUCUUACUUCCCGUAAAAGGAUCCACACUGGGGAGGAACCCUAUAAAUGCCUGGAGGGUGGAAGGAGCUUCCAUAAGAACAGUCACCUUCCUUCCAAUAAAAGGAUCCACACUGGGGAGGAACCCUAUAAAUGCCUGGAGG
This is a messenger RNA of Python bivittatus (Burmese python), 1207 nucleotides long. NCBI's taxonomy places the organism in Eukaryota, Metazoa, Chordata, Lepidosauria, Squamata, Pythonidae. The record is from RefSeq and is a predicted model, not a curated record.